UCGGAUCCUUUGGCAGAAGGGGUGAACGGCCUCAUUAAACUGUCCUUCAAAGUAGCAUUAAUUAUAAGGCCUUUACAAGGCUGCUAAUAACAGGCUAUAGGCUACUAAUAAUAAUUAUAUUCAACUGUUUGAAACCAAAUAACAAUAAAAACAUACUAGCCUACUAGUACAAAUUAUAAUAAUGAUAAUAAUAAUAUUUAUGAUUAUGAUCAUUAGUGUUAUUAUUGUUAUGUUAUUGUAGUGGGUUAUGUCGCUGCUAAACGGGUUUAAAUCAGACCCAAAAGUCCUAGUUUUCAUUGUAUUUUCAACCUGACGUCUGUUUCGCACCAAGCCUUCAGACUCACCGGUCUAAACCAGUUCAUAAACUCUGACGCCCUCUUUAAAAUCAAACUGUUCUUUACGAAAAACGUCUCACUCCAGCUGAGAUGGGUGCACCCAUAGAAUGGCGAAACUCGUCUACAAAUUCACCCCCUCACCCUUUGAAGUCAGCUAGUUUAAGCCCUUUUAGGUCUAGUUGUAGACUAUCAAACUAGCAUAUCCACCCGAUCACCCUUUAAACAUAACACACAGGGGUCUGAUAUCCCCACUACAUUAGAGCAAUGACGAUGGACCAAUCAGAGAGCCGCUAUAGGAUCACCCCUGGUCCUAUAUUCAUACACAGAUUCAAUUAACUCUCCGCUACGGAGGCCGGGCCGUCCCACUUGCCUGGUUCACGACGACGGUAAUAGUUUCUCCAAUAUUGUCUUUUCAUUUUCAUAUGUAUGUAAUAAUAAACCAAUUGUCUGAUGCUUUCAAUAGAAUUGCGCUCGUCUCAAGGGACAUGCACGCGCCUCGCCCCCGCGUGCUCCCGCUCAAACCACAUCAACCAAGCGCGGCAGGUACUCGAGGGGAGGGACUCAUUGGCAGGUGCGGCCGACCAAUCAGUGCGCGCCACUGGCUGCUCGCGCCCCGGCCGAGGAGAUGUGAACGCUCGAGGUUUGGACGCGUUUUGCUCACACUGCCGCACGUCUUGUCGGAGUGCGCGAGACUCUCCCUGGAUGGAUCUGUAGGACUCGCGCAGGCAGGCACAGCGGUGACCACAUCGGACGAGCUCGAGCCAGCGCGUCAGCAAGCCAGUCCACUAAACCAAACACCACCCGCCGCCACUCGGUCCCCUUCGUCAUGGGUCUCUGAGAGGAGGGGGGGUCCACCUCCUGCAAUCCUGAAGCGGAAGUAAGACCCACGCGCUUUCCGCGCUUUUCCAACUGGAGCUCUCGAGGCUGCGUCCCCGGAGCGCACGAGCGCACCAUGUUUUCUUCAGCGGCGGGAAAACGCUGCUUCACCAUCGAGUCCCUGGUGGCCAAGGAGAGCCCCGCGUCCCCGGAGGAGCCCGUCCGCCCCACGGCCCUCAGCUACUCCCACCACGGCGCCGCCCCGGAGGCCUUCAUGAACGGGUACCAGGCGCCGCAGGGCCGGUCCCUGUACCCGAACCCGGAGCUCGUUUUCCCGGAGUCGGUGAACCACCACCACGCGCUGAGUAUGGCGCCCCACGGCCACCACCCACUGGGGGGGGCGGCCCACCUGCAGCACCCCGCUGCCACGCACUUCUUCGGGUCCCAGCACCGGGACCCGCUCAACUUCUACCCCUGGGUGCUCCGGAAUCGGUUCUUCGGCCACCGGUUUCAAGGGAACGAGGUGUCCCAGGAUGGCCUGCUCCUGCACGGGCCCUUCGCCCGGAAACCCAAGCGUAUCCGCACGGCUUUCUCGCCCUCGCAGCUGCUGCGGCUGGAGCGAGCCUUCGAGAAGAACCACUACGUAGUCGGCGCCGAGCGGAAGCAGCUGGCCCACGGCCUCAGCCUGUCCGAGACCCAGGUGAAGGUGUGGUUCCAGAACCGGAGGACGAAGUACAAGCGGCAGAAGCUGGAGGAAGAGGGCCCGGAGAUGCAGCAGAGGAAGAAGGGGAACCACCACAUCAACCGCUGGCGCCUGGCCACCAAGCAGGCCAGCUCAGAGGACAUAGACGUCACCUCCGAGGACUGACGCGCCUCCUCACACACACACACACACACUAACACACCCCCGUCACCGUCAGCCACACACACAUACACCAAGAUCCUUCAUACACACACACACACACCCUCCUUACAGUCACACACACGGACUCCCUCCUCAUGCCACACACACACAAAGAUCCUUCAUACACACGCACGGUCAUAAACACACACACACAAUCUUUUCAUA
Messenger RNA from Gadus macrocephalus (Pacific cod), 2220 nucleotides. RefSeq names its product empty spiracles homeobox 1 (gene emx1). The coding region runs from base 1288 to 2019 and encodes 243 amino acids. The transcript is spliced from 3 exons. Gene Ontology annotation, biological process: central nervous system development; regulation of DNA-templated transcription; neuron differentiation. Lineage: Eukaryota; Metazoa; Chordata; Actinopteri; Gadiformes; Gadidae. The record is from RefSeq and is a predicted model, not a curated record. Gene Ontology annotation, molecular function: DNA-binding transcription factor activity, RNA polymerase II-specific; DNA binding.